GAGGCAGCCAGCAGACGGGGCCCAGCCAACUGUUGAGACAGCAGCAGAUCAGCAGACUCGUCUCCAGGACUUCCGGGGUCAACUCUGGCGGGGGUCAAGGGGCAAAUAACCGCAGAAGUCAGCCACAGUUGUCCCGGGUAGCCUCACAGCCCAGGAUCAUACGCAUCUCUAGGGCACAAAUACGAGAACUGCAGAGGGAACAGUUACUACGUCAAAAACGGUUACAGCAGCAGCUAAAACAACAGCAGCUACGCCAAAAGCUACAGCAACAGCAACAGCAACAACAGCAACAACAGCAGCAACAGCAAAGACAGAAGAUGGCUCGAAGCCAGAGGUUGCCUUCAAACAAUUUGAAAUUGGCUGUACGUGACAGCUCGGGCAGAAUCCGUCCUCUGACGGCCGCCCAGAGAGAGUCCCUCAUCAAGUCGGGCACCGUGCCCGGAACCCUGCCCACCCAAGCCCGACAGCUGCCGCAGCCGACUCUCGUUCAACAAUCACAGUUUCCCGGAGGGAACCCUAGAGGGCCACAGCUAGGGAGCCAGUCCGUGAGGCCUUUCGUGAACAGCAAUCAGCAACAGCAGUUCCAACAGCAACAGCAGUUUCAGCAGCAGCAACAGCAACAGCCACAGCCUUCUUUCCCACCCCCACAGUCGUCACAACAGCAAAUACAACAGCAGAUCCAGAUACAGCAACAGUUGCAGCAGCAGCAGCAACGUUAG
Aplysia californica (California sea hare) is the source of this 719-nucleotide messenger RNA. Its product is annotated as transcription factor SPT20 homolog. NCBI's taxonomy places the organism in Eukaryota, Metazoa, Mollusca, Gastropoda, Aplysiida, Aplysiidae. The transcript is spliced from 5 exons. The record is from RefSeq and is a predicted model, not a curated record. The annotation marks the transcript as partial.